GUUUCGUCCCAUUCGUUGCCGUUGGAGUGCUUUCUCGAGUCAAGCACACAGAAGUCUUCUCGGAGCUUUGACAAAGUGGCGCAAGGACUUCCUUCUUUGACCCGAUGAGCCUUUAUCCUCCUCCUCCUUCUCUAUUCCUGCAAACUCAGCUUCCAAUCUUCUUUAUCAAACUAGCCCAGUUCAAGUUAGCUUCAUCGAAUUCAAGUAUGAUCUUUUUUUUUUUUUUAAUUUUUUUUUUAAAUGUUACGCUUUAAUACAGGUUUUGAAUAUUCAAACCGUAUCCUUGAGGGUUGAAUGAUGUUUCGUUGUUGUUUCAAGAACCCUUUGGUGGGUUUCCUCCACCUUUCCAAGUUACGGUUUCUGAAAUUCCAAUCUCAGGUUGGUUUCGAAUCAUCUCAAUGAUUUUCCUUUAAUUUAGCUUUUUCAGUUGUGUUUUUUUCCCUCUUGAAUGCGGUCUUAGUCUUUACGAAGUCAACGCAAUGGAUAAAGAUAUGAUGUUAUGAUGGCUAUGGUGUUGCGGUUUCAGUAUUUUGAGCACUUGAUCGUUAGAAAGUAAUCUCCGAGUCAUUUAUUUUUCAAUCUGUACCUCCUCUUUGCUUUGUCGGGAAUCUUGAUGAAAAUGGUUCUGAAUUGCCGACCUCUUACUGUCCUUAUCGGUGUUUCUCUCUGGCUGCUGCUUAGUUGUAGUUUGAGCUACGGAACCGCGACUGAUAUUCUUUGUUUACAAAGUAUAAAGAAAUCACUUGAAGAUCCUUAUAAUUACUUGAGCUCUUCAUGGAUUUUUGGCAACAAUACUGAAGGCUCCAUCUGUAAAUUUACGGGGGUCGAUUGUUGGCACCCCGAUGAGAACAGGGUUUUGAAUAUCCGGCUUUCAGAUAUGGGGCUCAAGGGACAGUUUCCUCGUGGCAUUGUGAAUUGCUCUAGCUUAACAGGCUUAGAUCUUUCUAGCAACAAACUAUUUGGAAAUAUUCCACAAGAUAUGGCCAAAAUUCUAGAGUUUGUGACAUCUCUUGAUCUCUCGUCUAACGAUCUCUCAGGGGAGAUCCCAGCGAACCUCGCGAACUGUACUUAUUUGAAUGUCCUUAAACUCGACCAUAACAGGUUCACUGGUCAGAUUCCUGCAGAAUUUAGUCUGCUUUCUCGGAUGAAACAAUUUAGUGUGGCGAACAAUCUUUUGACAGGGCCAGUCCCCCAAUUUAAGAAUGCUACAACUUCAGCAUCCAAUUAUGCAAAUAAUCUAGGACUAUGUGGGGUUCCUUUGGAUCCUUGCCAGGCAGCUUCGAAGAAGUCUCACACUGCACUUAUUGUGGCAGCAGCAGUUGGUGGGGUGACUGUUUCAGCCUUGGGUGUGAGUAUCGGUAUCUUCUUCUUUAUGCGUAGGGUGUCCGUGAAGAAGAAGGAAGAUGACCCUGAAGGAAACAAAUGGGCAAAGGUUUUAAAGGGAGCAAAAGGCAUCAAGGUAUCCAUGUUUGAAAAGUCUGUUUCAAAAAUGAAAUUCAAUGAUCUCAUGAAGGCUACUAGCAACUUCACCAAAGACAAUAUCAUUGGGUUGGGAAGAACAGGAACCAUGUACAAAGCAGUCCUUGAUGAUGGCACUUCACUUAUGGUCAAGAGGUUGCAGGAAUCUCAACACUCUGAGAAAGAAUUUAUGUCCGAAAUGGCUACUCUUGGGAGCGUAAAACACCAAAACUUGGUUCCUCUUCUAGGUUUCUGCCUGGCUAAGAAAGAGAGGCUUUUGGUUUAUAAGCACAUGCUUAAUGGUACCCUUCAUGAUCAGCUUCAUCUUGUGGAUGAUGGUGGCAAGCUUAUGCAGUGGCCUUUGAGGCUAAAAAUUGGGAUAGGGGCAGCCAGAGGACUAGCAUGGCUCCAUCAUAACUGCAUUCCCCGUAUUCUCCACCGAAACAUAAGUUCCAAAUGCAUAUUACUCGAUGUGGAUUUUGAGCCAAAAAUAUCUGAUUUUGGCCUUGCUAGGCUCAUGAAUCCGAUUGAUACACAUUUGAGUACUUUUGUGAAUGGGGAAUUUGGAGAUUUGGGUUAUGUCGCUCCUGAGUAUGCACGAACGCUGGUGGCCACUCCAAAGGGUGAUGUUUACAGCUUUGGAACUGUACUUCUUGAGUUGGUAACUGGUGAGAGACCAACACAUGUUGCGAAAGCACCUGAGAACUUUAAAGGAAAUUUGGUAGAAUGGAUUACACAGCUGUCGAGCGACUCUCAACUUCAUGAUGCCAUCGAUAAGUCCUUGGUUGGGACAGGCGUGGAUGGUGAGACUUUUCAGUUUCUCAAGGUUGCACGUAAUUGUGUAGCAUCAAAUCCCAAGGAGAGGCCUUCUAUGUUUGAAGUGUACCAGCUUUUAAGAGCUAUUGGCGAGCGAUACAAUUUCACAAUUGAAGAUGAGAUGCUAAUGCCUUCCGACAUUGGUGAUGCUGAUUGCAUGGACGAACUUAUUGUUGCUCGUGAAGUAAAUUAAGAUGAACAAAUGAUCAGGUAUGGAAGAGGUAUAGGAAUGAAUGUCCCUCAAUCAUUAUUUGAUUUUCUGUUUUCGGGUCAUGUUUAAUGUAUUAUUUACAGCUCUAGACCCACACACACACACACAAAGAUUGAUUACACAAAGAAUAACAAUAAUCAAUCUUUGUGUAAGCUUUCAAUUUGUGUUUUGUGUAUUUUUGUAGGUCCGGUUUGGAUACAAGAAGUGUUUUAUUUUGGUUCAUUUGUUGGGAUUUAGAAGUUUGUAUUUUAAUUUAUUUUGGUGCAUUUGGAAGUUUGUAAUUUGGUUGGCACUUAGAAAAUGUUAGAUUUCUUUGAUUGCCAGAAUAAGAACUUAGAAUGUUUGUUAUAAUAGUGAUAAGUAAAUAUUAUUA
Carya illinoinensis is the source of this 2858-nucleotide messenger RNA. Its product is annotated as probably inactive leucine-rich repeat receptor-like protein kinase At5g48380. Gene Ontology annotation, biological process: protein phosphorylation. The coding region runs from base 614 to 2467 and encodes 617 amino acids. The transcript has 3 exons. The record is from RefSeq and is a predicted model, not a curated record. Gene Ontology annotation, molecular function: protein binding; ATP binding; protein kinase activity. Lineage: Eukaryota; Viridiplantae; Streptophyta; Magnoliopsida; Fagales; Juglandaceae.